Molecule: messenger RNA, 1795 nt
Organism: Dermatophagoides farinae (American house dust mite)
Lineage: Eukaryota; Metazoa; Arthropoda; Arachnida; Sarcoptiformes; Pyroglyphidae
Product: 5-hydroxytryptamine receptor
Biological process (GO): adenylate cyclase-activating adrenergic receptor signaling pathway; positive regulation of MAPK cascade
Cellular component (GO): plasma membrane
Molecular function (GO): G protein-coupled receptor activity
Source: RefSeq, a predicted model, not a curated record
UUGACUGAUAUUUUUGUUUGGCAUCAAUAAUUGAAAGAAAAUUCAAAUCACCUGUAAUCUCGAAGAAUGUAUUUUUAUUCAAUUAAAAAAAAAAAAAAAUUAACGUGAAUAUUCUAAAACUGUAUGCUUUGGUUUUCUGUAUACGUAAAUGUUUCAUGUUUCAAGUUUCAAACAUCAUCAUCAUCAUCGUCGAUUAAGUGCAAUGAUUGUUGACAAUUAUUUCAUUUUGCCGGCACUAAUCCUAUUUGUUAUGAAAAUGUAUUUGAAUGAAAAUCGUGAAAUGGAAAAAGAAAAAGAAUAUCAACAAAAACAACGAUAUUGAUCAUGAUCAUGAUUGAAAUGAAUAAAACAAAAACAAUGUGAUAUUGACUUAACAUCUUGUGUGUGUCAAUCUUGUAUCAUAAAAAUUAUCAUUCCAUCCUCUUGUUAUAUAACCAAAAAAAAAACGCUAAAUGUGUAAACAAUACGAUAACGAAGUAAAAAUAUAAUCAAAAGAUAAUCUUUGAAAAUAAUUCAAAACACAUCACUAUCCUCGUCAUCAUCAUCAUCAUCAUCAGAUCAAUUUAUUAAUGUAAAUGAGAAAUGGAGAAGCUAAAUCAAACAAACAUUAUGCCCGUUAUUGUUACUACUAUGAUGACUACAACAAAUAACAUCAACAAUACUUCGAUUAAUGCUGUUGCCGCUGUCAAAAUUGAUGUUAAUUUUGAAGACAAUACCAUUGUUUAUAUUUUAUCCGUAAGCCUAAUUUUAGGCAUAUUGACUUGUUUGACUAUUAUUGGAAACGUAUUUGUGAUUGCUGCCAUUAUAAUGGAACGUAAUUUACGUACUACAGCUAAUUAUUUAGUAUUAUCAUUAGCUGUUGCAGAUUUAAUGGUUGCCUGUUUUGUAAUGCCAUUGGGUGCCGUUAGUGAAAUUCGUCAACAAUGGUCAUUAGGUACAUUAUUAUGUGAUAUAUGGACAUCAGCCGAUGUUAUUUGCUGUACAGCUAGUAUAUUACAUCUAUUGGCCAUAGCUUUGGAUCGUUAUUGGGCUGUUACAUAUGUUGAUUAUAUACAUAAACGUACAUCACAAAGAAUAUGUUGGAUGAUAUUCGCUGUUUGGGCCGUGGCAGCAAUCGUUUCAAUACCACCAAUACUUGGUUGGAAAGAUCCUUAUUUUAAUGUACGUGUUGAACAAGAAAAACGUUGUCUUAUUUCACAAGAUAUUGGCUAUCAAGUUUUUGCCACUAUUUCUACAUUUUACGGUCCAUUAAUAUUUAUUCUACUACUUUAUUGGAAAAUUUAUCAGGUUGCACGCAAAAGGAUUCGUCAUAAACCAGGCAAAUCAAUUGCACCGGCAUCCGCUACUGUGAAUCCAAAAAUAAUGAAUCAUAUGGACGAUAAAAUGGUUGCAAAAAAGUUUUCGUUCAAGAAUAAAAUAUUUUCAUUACCACAAAACUUAACGUCAACGCCUACUGAAAAAAAUUCAUCAAAUCCUGUAUUACGAAACAAUAGUGAUGAUCAAAUUGAAUCGAUGGAAUUUCCACAUGAAAAAGAACAAUGUAAUGUUGAUGACGAUUUAAUGAACAAUGAUGAAUUGAAACAACAAAUAGAGCUAAUACAACGUACAAAUGAUUCUGAUGCAGGAAAUCAUGGUAGCUGUGGUGAUUAUAUUGGCAAUAAUGACAAUGAAAAGUGUCUUUUUCGAUUUGAAUGCUUCCACAUUAAUGAAUCAAAGUGUUCAACAUUAUCAUCAUCAUAUCCACAAUAAUCACAUCAAUAAUAAUAGAAACAACAAUAAUGAAAACAGCUACCAA